AUGGGCACAAACGCCUCAAGGGAUGCAUCCAAGCCAUCAAAGGAGCCAUGGAGUGAGUUGAGCGCUCCAAAGUCGAGCUCAAGGAGCUCCCCAGCAUCAAAGGAGACUAAAUCCAAACCUGAAAGAUGUGGUGAAGAAGGAGAUAAUGAAACUCUUGGAAGCUGGAGUGAUAUACCCUAUCUCGGACAGUACAUGGGUGAGCCCGUCCACGUAGUUCCAAAGAAAGGAGGAGUGACGGUCAUAAGGAACGAGAAUGAAGAGCUCAUACCCACCAGAACGAUCACUGGCCACCGGAUGUGUAUCGACUAUCGUAAACUCAAUGCCGCGACCAGAAAAGACCAUUUUCCCUUACCCUUUAUAGAUCAAAUGCUUGAACGGCUUGCUAACCAUCCUUACUAUUGUUUCUUAGAUGGUUACUCAGGUUUUUUCCAAAUCCCAAUCCAUCCCGACGACCAAGAGAAGACAACAUUCACAUGUCCAUAUGGAACGUUCGCAUAUAGGCGAAUGCCUUUUGGCUUGUGUAAUGCACCGGCUACGUUUCAAAGAUGCAUGAUGUCAAUCUUCACGGACUACAUAGAAGACAUAAUGGAGGUAUUCAUGGAUGAUUUCUCAGUUUAUGGCACAUCCUUUGAUGCUUGUUUGUCAAAUCUUAGCAAGGUCCUCAAGAGAUGUGAAGAGAAGCAUCUAGUGCUAAAUUGGGAGAAAUGCCAUUUCAUGGUGAGAGAUGGGAUCGUGCUCGGUCAUAGAAUCUCGGAGAGAGGCAUUGAGGUUGACAAAGCCAAGAUCGAGGUAAUGGUGAACUUGGAACCGCCCAAGAACGUCAAAGGAGUAAGAAGCUUCCUAGGGCACGCGGGGUUUUAUAGGAGGUUCAUAAAAGACUUCUCCAAGAUAGCGCGCCCUCUCACUCAGUUACUUUGCAAAGAAGUGGCGUUUGAAUUCAGUGGAGAAUGCCUCGCGGCGUUCAAGAAAAUCAAAGAGGCUCUCAUUAGCGCGCCGAUCGUACAAUCACCGGAUUGGGAGCUUCCUUUUGAGAUUAUGUGCGACGCAAGCGACUACGCCGUUGGAGCUGUGCUAGGCCAAAGGAAAGAGAAGAAACUCCACGUCAUAUACUAUGCAAGCCGGACCCUCGACGAAGCACAAUGCAACUAUGCCACCACGGAGAAGGAGUUAUUGGCGAUUGUCUUUGCAUUCGAGAAGUUUCGCUCUAUCUCGUUGGCUCCAAGAGGAAACGGUCUAUGCGGUCAGCGCAGUACCUAUAUCGAGAGAGGAGACCCACCAAGAGCCACCACGGAGAGGAGAAAUUGCCUUUGGCGCGCUUGGUAUCGUCAUAUAGCCAACUAUCUCGCGGCCGACAUAGAACCUCCGCACUUCUAUGGAUACAAGAAGAAGAAAUUCUUGAAAGACAUCAGAUUUUACUUCUGGGACGAGCCAUACCUCUACAAGAAGUGCCAAGACGGAUUGUUUAGAAAAUGCGUGCCGGAGGAAGAGAUAGCCGGGAUUCUCCAUGGAUGUCACGGAUCAGCUUACGCAGGUCAUUUUGCUACGUUCAAGACAGUCUCUAAGGUCUUGCAAGCGGGUUUUUGGUGGCCUACAAUGUUUAAAGACGCUCAAGCAUUCAUCUCACGUUGUGAUGCUUGCCAAAGAAUGGGGAACAUAAGCAAAAGGAAUGAAAUGCCGCAAAACUUUAUCUUGGAAGUUGAGGUAUUCGAUGUUUGGGGAAUUGAUUUCAUGGGACCCUUCCCCACAUCCUUUGGAGAUCAAUACAUACUAGUAGCAGUGGACUAUGUCUCCAAAUGGGUUGAAGCGCUAGCCGCUCCAACAAAUGACUCAAGCGUGGUGAUCAAAAUGUUCAAAUCGAUCAUAUUCCCAAGAUUUGGAGUUCCAAGAGUUGUGAUAAGUGACGGAGGCUCACACUUCAUCAAUCGGAUCUUUGCAAACCUUCUAAAGAAAUAUGGAGUGCGGCACAAGGUAGCGAGCCCUAUCAUCCACAAACUAGCGGCCAAGUGGAGAUUUCAAACAGGGAAUUGA
Microthlaspi erraticum is the source of this 2028-nucleotide messenger RNA. NCBI's taxonomy places the organism in Eukaryota, Viridiplantae, Streptophyta, Magnoliopsida, Brassicales, Brassicaceae. The record is from the annotation of a GenBank genome assembly.